Anopheles moucheti is the source of this 3799-nucleotide messenger RNA. RefSeq names its product poly [ADP-ribose] polymerase (gene Parp1). The coding region runs from base 13 to 3015 and encodes 1000 amino acids. The record is from RefSeq and is a predicted model, not a curated record. The transcript is spliced from 4 exons. Gene Ontology annotation, cellular component: nucleus. NCBI's taxonomy places the organism in Eukaryota, Metazoa, Arthropoda, Insecta, Diptera, Culicidae. Gene Ontology annotation, molecular function: DNA binding; zinc ion binding; NAD binding.
UAGAGGAAAACAAUGGACGCGCAACAACUACCGUUUCUUGCGGAAUAUUCCAAGAGCAACCGGGCAUCGUGCCGAUUGUGUAAGAACAAGAUCGACAAGGAUGUCCUUCGGCUUGCUGCGAUGGUUCAGUCGCCGAUGCACGAUGGCAAGGUGCCUCAAUGGUACCACGAGGAUUGUUUCUUCAAAAAACAACGCCCUACAACCGAAGGCGAUGUAGCCAACAUGGAGGCACUGCGGUACGAGGAUCAAAAGAAGAUCCGCGACGCAAUUGCUGCGUUCGCGAAGGGUGUCGUUCCUACGGCAGGGAAGGGUAAAGGCAAGAAACGCUCCGCUGCCGAAACACAAUCGUUGAAGGACUUUGGAGUAGAGUAUGCGUCCUCUGGCCGGGCUAUGUGCCGGGGAUGCGAACUUAAGGUUCUGAAGGAUGAGGUGCGCAUUAAGAAGGUCGUCUACGAUACGGAGGUAGGCAUGAAGUAUGGGGGGCAACCGUUGUGGCAUCAUGCCGAAUGCUUUGCGAAAAUACGCUCCGAUCUUGGUUACUUCGAGAAGGCGGAAAUGUUGCCAGGUUUCCGUUCGAUGAAAAAGGAGGAUCAGGCGAUGUUAAAGAAGCUGUUACCAGCCAUCAAAGCGGAGGGUGUACCGUCGAAGAAGCUGAAGGAAGAGGUUUUGGACGAGGUAGACAAAGCGGCCGCAUCGAUAGAGGAAAGGCAGAUCGCUGAGCAGCUGAAAGCGUUCUACAAGAUACGCGACAAGCUGAAAUCGCUUGGCGUUAAGAAAGCGGAAUUGAUUGAAAUCCUUGCCCACAACCAUCAGGAUAUACCGGAGGGUAAUGAUCCGGUGUUGGAUCGGGCUUGCGAUGCGCUGCUAUUUGGUGCGCUGGAACGAUGCUCGAAAUGUGGUGGGCAGUACGUGCUGCAGAAAGCAUCAUACGUAUGCGAGGGCAAUCUGACCAAUUGGGUAAAGUGCAUGAACGCGGAAAAGGCACCACCGCGAAAGCCAACCAUGAUACCGGCCGAUCUACGGGCGGAAUAUUCUUUCUUCAAAAACUACAAUUCCACCGUUGCAGAUCGCGUGUUUCGGUACGUUCCGCCGAGCGUUAAGACCGUGAUGAAUAGCGUAAAGAAGGAAGAAGAAUUGCCCUCGGAACCGAGAGUGAAGCGUGAGAAGCCUCCGCUGUACAAUAUGGAAUUUGUCAUCCUCGGUAAAACGGCCACAUCGAAGGAUCAGCUGAAGCUUAAAAUACAAAAAAUGGGUGGUAAGGUGGUGACUAAGAUUGCUAGCCAUACGGCGGCUAUCAUUUCCAUACCGGAAGAAGUCGAAAAGUUGAACAGCCGUAUGCGGGAAGCGAAGGAGCUACAGAUUCAGGUAGUUCCGGAGGAAUUUUUGGACGAUGUAGAGGGUGGUGGUGCUAUUUCGUUCAUCACCAGCCGGGCUAUCUGUGACUGGGGUUCGGAUCCGCAGACGCGCCUCCCAACUGACGAGGAAAGUAAAUCUCGGUCGAAAAAGAGCAUUUAUGAAAAGUCGGUACCGGCCAAGAUGAAGCUACAGGUGAAGAGCGGUUUGAUCGUUGAUCCGGACUCGAACCUAGCAGAUAGGGCGCACGUGUACAAGUGCAACGGUGUCAUUUAUAACUGCGUGCUGAAUAAGGUGGACAUUCAAACCGAUAAAAAUUCGUACUACAAAAUGCAAAUACUCGAGGAUGAUCGCCAACACAAAUACUGGUUGUUCCGUUCCUGGGGACGUAUCGGUACCACGAUCGGUGGUACGAAAGUGGAAAACCACAAUACAGCAGAGGACGCCAUUCUAGCGUUUGAAGACCUAUUCCUGGAAAAGACCGAUAACGAUUGGCAGCGACAUAACUCUAAAUACCACAAGAUGCCGGGCAUGUUUUAUCCGAUCGAGAUCGACUACACCGAGUCGAAGACGAAGCGUCUCGCGGAAAAUAGCGCUUUCAAAUCGAAACUCGCUCCUGCGGUGCAGGAGUUGGUUCGCAUGCUGUUUGAUGUAGACGCAAUGAAUCGGGUAAUGUUGGAGUUUGAACUCGACAUGGAAAAGAUGCCACUCGGCAAGCUGUCGAAACGACAGCUCCAAUCGGCUAUGCAGGUUCUGUCGGAAAUUUCGGACUUAAUCGGUAGCGGUGGAACCAACGCGCAGUUCAUAGGUGCAUCGAACAGAUUCUACUCGUUCGUGCCGCACAAUUUCGGUGUAUCGGCCGUCAAGGUACUGGAUACGAUCGAACAGGUCAAGGAGAAGCAAACCAUGCUGGAAAGUUUGCUGGAGAUUGAGUUCGCGUACUCGUUGCUGAAUGAAUCGGAUGCGGAUGGCAAGAGUGGUAAGAAUCCGCUGGAUGCGCAUUAUGAGCAGCUGAAGACGGCUAUCGAACCGAUGGCACGUGAUUCGGAAGAGUUCAAGUUGCUCGAACAGUACGUGCGCAAUACGCAUGCGGAGACACAUCAAUCUUACGAUCUGGAGAUUAAAGAAAUCUUCCGCAUCAAGCGUAAGGGUGAAGAUCGCCGUUAUCAGCCAUUCAAGAAACUGCACAACCGUAAGCUACUGUGGCACGGUUCUCGGUUGACCAAUUUUGCGGGCAUUCUAACGCACGGUUUGAAAAUUGCCCCACCGGAAGCACCGGUUACGGGCUACAUGUUUGGCAAGGGUAUCUACUUUGCCGACAUGGUGUCCAAAUCGGCCAACUACUGUUGCACCAAUAUGGUUGAUUCUACCGGGUUGAUGCUGUUGUGCGAAGUAGCGCUCGGCGAUAUGCAGGAGUAUCUGCAGGCACAUUACGUGAAGAAACUUGCUACCGGUAAACACAGUGUGAAGGGUAUCGGACGCACUCAGCCAGAUCCGAGUGGUUCCCACAUUCGUCCGGAUGGAGUGGAGAUACCUAUGGGUAAGGGUGUGUCGGAUGCAAAGGUAAAGAGCUCGUUGCUUUACAACGAGUUCAUCGUGUACGACGUGGGUCAGGUGAACUGCCAGUACUUGUUCAAGAUGAACUUCAAAUACAAAUACUAAAUUAACUGUAUUGCAACUGUAAACAACGGGUUGUUGAUUUUGUCUACAUUGUUCGAGUUUUCCAAACACAUUCUUUUGUUUCGUUUAUAUUAGAUUUAUCAUACAAAUGUAUACGUUAUUAGUGUCUUACAUUAAUCAAUACCAACAGAAUGCCAAAUACUUAAAGGGCCAACUACAUAACAGGAACACAAGUCGUAUAAACUUAGCCAGCUGACUGUUAACCAUUAUAUAUGAUGAAAUAUUUGUUAACGAACGCAAUUUAUUGGCAAUCAGUGUGAAACAUGGACGCAGUUGAAAAUAUGUAUACCAAUAACACACCAAUUUCGCGAUGUAUGAACGUAUAACAUCAUUUGAGUUACCAUGAUAUCCCCUUUAAAUGCCAGCAAGAAAGAAUGAGGGGGAUUUAGCUGGUGAAUUCACUCUUGUGAAUUAUUGCUUUGUAGAAACCAUCGAAGUUAGUAAUUCAGGAAUCGAAAACAUCUUUUUUUAAUUUAAACGUGAAAAAUUAAAUAUUAUUCAACCGAAUAUUUCAGUAGCGACUAGGGAUUCUAGGAGGGCUAGGAUAUAAGUUGUAUGUUUCACCCCCCGUCACAACAGAUGCAAAAAUGCUGGAAUUUAUCUAAACAUUUUAUUUUUAACCAGCAUCAAAGCUGCUUUAACAUCCGUAGCGUGGUUCUGUUUCUUUUCUCGAACAUUUUGUAAGCGUGUAACGAGAUAUUAUAUUGAUAGGCGUUUCUUGAUUUUUUCGUCUUUUUAAAUAUAUUUUAUUUAGUAAAACAAUACC